This is a messenger RNA of Frieseomelitta varia, 3262 nucleotides long. RefSeq lists its product as uncharacterized. The coding region runs from base 300 to 2945 and encodes 881 amino acids. Gene Ontology annotation, cellular component: cell junction; plasma membrane. The record is from RefSeq and is a predicted model, not a curated record. Gene Ontology annotation, biological process: positive regulation of hippo signaling. Lineage: Eukaryota; Metazoa; Arthropoda; Insecta; Hymenoptera; Apidae. The transcript has 11 exons.
CCGACAGCGUUUCUUUCUCACAGUUUCCUCCCGUUGUUCGCGCGUGCAUCGCAACUAUUAUACGUACAUACUUGCUCAUUUUUCAUACUCGCUGUGCAACUCUCAGUGGACACGAAGGCAAAGAAACGGGACUCGAAAGCUCCGCAAUAAUUUUAUGAUCAACGUCUAUGGUAAUUUUGGUGUCGUGGAAUGUGAGGACAGCGGCAUAAUCAUCAAGGGCGUCGUGAGAACUGAGAACUCGGUUCGAUCGCUGAGAAAUAGCUGCCAUUUACUGCUGAAGGGACAAACGAGGGCUCGAUAUGCGGCUGAAGGAAGCUAUCGUCUCGGUACCGCCGCAUCCUGGGGGAUUGAACAACAAUCAGUUACGUAGAAGCGAGCAGAGCCAGCCGAUCAUCGAGGAGAUCGAGAAUCGCAACGAAAUCUCGUCGACGACCGCCGAUCCAAUCGCCACCGGCCAAAUCGGCACCGAUUUCGUCGCGGAGGUUGCGCAGGAAUUUCGUGUCGCCGAAGACACGUCCACGUGGUCCUCGCUCGCCAUCACUCGCGACAACGUGCAAACCAACAGCUCGAACAACGAGACCGGCAACUUGAACAACAACCUGACGCUUCCGAGGAUAUGCAGGAACAGCUCUGUGGAAAGUCUGGCCGAUUACGAAGGGCGUAACUCCUCUCACGAAGACUCGUCCCACGAAUUGACGCCGUCCGAGUGGUCCGACUGGUCCGAGGAAGGGAAUCUGCCGUCGGGUUGUCGCGGCAUCGUCAACCCUAACUAUCCCGGUUUUCAACACCUGGCACCUUCUCUUCUCUCGGAUACUGAUCUGACGGAGGACGAGCACGAGCACGAGCACGAGCACGAGCACGAGAGCUGUCCCGAUUACAUCCGAUUGAACGACAUCGACGCGAGACCGAUCGACUCGGCUGAGAACGACAACGAGUGCAACAACAACGUCGAGGACAGCAUCAAUCACUUGUGCGGCCAGAAGAACGAGAGGAAGAUCUUUUACGAGAAGCCAAAGUUCAACAUACAGACUGUCACAUCUCUGUACGAGUCGGUGGUGCCGCCAUCGGAGAAAUGCAUAAACUACGUGAAAAGCGUUGAAGACUCGAGGACAGAGGAAAAGAUCCUCACGCUGAAAUCGGAUAUCGUGAACAGCGUGGUCGAGGCGGAGACGCAUCUGACAGUGUUGGAGCCAGAAGAGGCGGUUGCCGACACGGUCGCCGAGAACACUGCCACGGAAUUGUCGGAAGCGGUGUUGCAAAAGAAACAGGAACGAGAGAUCCCCGUCGAGGUCGAGAUCGUUGAACUGACCACCAGUGUCAAAGAGACCCUCCAGUUUCCGGAGAUCGAGGAAAUACCAGACUCGGGGAAAACUAGCGAGAUCGGCGAGACGGAGGACAUCACGGUGGUGGAGCACAUCGACCUGAUACGCGAGGCAAAGGAGUUGCCUCACCAAGCCCGUUCCAAAAUAGGCAACCGUCAGACGGUGACGUCGAGCGGCUUCGCCGACGACGACGACUCGGGGAGCAACACCGACACAGACAGUUAUCCGGAGGAGCAGCCCACCUACACCAAGCUCGAGGAGAUUGAUCUGCUCUCGAGCAUCGGCCGUGACAUCGGGGUCGAUCUCGAGAAGUACGUGCAACCGGUACCGGACGUGGUCGCCAUGGAGGCUCUCGAUCACAUUCACGCGUCCUCGCGGUCCUCCGCCUCCAUCAACAUGAACAUGAACAUGAACAUGAACAUGAACAUGAACAUAAACAAUAUGAUGAAGGACGCCAUCGAGGACACGAACAAGCUGUUGGACCGCGACCUUCCGGAAGCGUCGAGCGCCGAUACCAAAAAGAAGGAGAAGAUGGCCAGGAAUCAGGCGAAACGUAGACAGCAGCAACAGCAGCAACAGCAGCAACAGUUGCAUCACUUAAGAACGGCGAAUCCACAAAGACGUCCGGACAAGAGAAGGGCUGACGCGGACAAUGGGCCAGGCGGCUUCGACGUCUAUAACAUCGAAACAGCGAUGCCGAAAAUCGAUCUGGAUGCAAUCGAAUCUCACCUGAGAGCAGCACGCGAAGAAGAACGACGGCGACGAAACGACCGCGAAGAGAUACGAAGGAGGUUGGCAAUGGGACCAGAUGCUGAAGACUUGCGCGUUGAACGCGGAAGAAAGCCGAGCCUCCAGUCGCGGCUUCAAAGCGGAAUGAAUCUGCAGAUCUGCUUCAUGAACGAAACGCCCUCGGACACGGAAUCCCCGUGUUCGGAAAGCGACGUGUCCCCUGGAUCUACACCGACCGCGCUCAACUCGAAACAACAGCAGACUCAACAAAUGCCAGUUAGACCUCAAGUGCUGAGUCUUCCGCCCUUGAGAUUGGAGAGCUGCACCUCGAAUUCAGCACCGAUCGACGAAGCCGACUUUUUCGCUAGGCAGGCGAGAUUGCAAACCGAGGCACGAAUGGCCCUGGCGCAGGCCAAAGAAAUGGCGCAUAUGCAGAUGGAAGUCGAAAGGCAGAGGCUGAAGCAAAGUCCCAUUACGGAGAUGGUGCGAUCUAGUUUGGAAAAAGUUGGCGUCCAACUGGGUGAAGACAGACGCAGACUGUCCCGAGUGCUUUUGACGGAGCUAAAUGUCGCGCAGCUGCAGGUAGUGGCGAACGAUUUGCACGCAAGAAUCGCCGCGCUGAACGAAGCACUGGUCGAGGGACUUUUGAGAAGGGACGAUCUACACAUGGAGCAAGAUUCGAUGCUCGUCGACGUCGAAGAUCUCACCCGAUAUCUCUUCUGCUGCGUUCACAUGCAUAGAGGUGCCAAACAGGAGUCGUUGAAGAAAAAGCAGAACGCGAGGGAGCAGCAGACGGCGAGCAGAGGUCAUCAGCAGGUGAACGCGGGGCAGAACAAGCCGUCGAUGAAGCCGAAGCUCACGCACCGUGGUCUAGUCUCGCUAGUAAGGAAAUAAUGCCUCGCCGCGAGACUCCGCGCCGUGGUCUAGUCUCGUCGGAAAAUUGAGCGAGCGAGUGUUGUGUUGUUGCAGUAUCGAGAGAACGCACGAAUACGAAUUUAGCUUGCAAUUAGAUCUGCUCGGUUCGAUGCUCCAGCUCCAGAGGUCAUUCAUCCGGAAGAGGCGAUUCAUUCGAGACGAAUUCGGCGCUCGGAUUCUCUCUCCUUUGACGGAAAACUCUCUCUCUUUCUCUCUCUCUCUCUCUCUCUCUUUCUCUCUCCCUCUCUCUCUCUUUCGAAGAGAGGAAGAAAAUACAAAAGUACUGAGGAUGAGAA